Saccostrea cuccullata (small rock oyster) is the source of this 2389-nucleotide messenger RNA. RefSeq names its product putative carbonic anhydrase 3. The record is from RefSeq and is a predicted model, not a curated record. Gene Ontology annotation, molecular function: zinc ion binding; carbonate dehydratase activity. The annotation marks the transcript as partial. Lineage: Eukaryota; Metazoa; Mollusca; Bivalvia; Ostreida; Ostreidae. Gene Ontology annotation, biological process: one-carbon metabolic process. The transcript has 9 exons.
UUACAGGAAUACCAAAUGACGCACAAUAUGAGUGAAGACGAAGCGGUGAAACUGGAGGACAUCCCCAAAGCCUUCAUACAGGAGGCUCUGUACGAUAAUUACCGCCCAGUACAGCCGCUCAACACCAGGAAGGUGUACUCCUCAUUCAAGAUAGAGCCCAAAAAAGGUCCCUCAAAAAAGAUUCACUGGGGAUACACUGGGAAGAAAGGUCCCUCUAACUGGCAUAUUUUGUUUGAUAACUCCUGUCUGGGGUCCCAACAGUCCCCUAUAAACAUUGAGAGGGAGAAGACCAUCUUCAACCCGGACAUCAAUAACUUCAUCUUCUGGUAUGACCCACCUGCUCCUGGAGCUGAGUUCUACGUUCUUAAUAACGGACAUACAGUACAAGUCAACACUAUUGGGCCAUACUAUGUAGCUAAUGGUGGAUUGUCCUCGGUGUACAGUACUGCCCAGUUCCACUUCCACUGGGGAUCAGAUGAUGGCUUUGGAUCUGAACAUCAGAUAGAUGGACAUUCCUUCCCACUUGAACUCCACAUAGUAAACUAUGACUCAGUGACCUAUUCAUCAAUUGGUCAAGCCAUGACAGAAGCUGGAGGCCUUGCUGUACUAGGAGUACUCUUCAGGAUAGGAGAGAAAGAUAACGAAGCCUUAGAACCAAUCAUACAAGCAAUGAAGGUGAUCCGAGAUCCAGAGGACCAUGCAAAGGUCAAGGUUGAAGCUCAGGCAAUCAAGAAUUUUCUUCCUGAGGACACUUCUAAGUUCUAUAGGUACAAUGGCUCCUUGACCACCCCCGGAUGUUUUGAGAGUGUCAUCUGGACAGUAUUUGAGGACAAACUCACCCUCUCAGCUAGACAGAUGGCAGAAUUCCGUCAACUUUUCCAACAUCGAAAGAUGAAAGGAGAAAAGAAGAAGCGAGAUGUUUCUGGUACAGACAGACAGGCAGCCAAGAACAUUAUGGCUGAGGCUGGCAUCAUUGGAGAUGUUAAGGAAGAACUCAAAAUGAUUGAAGCUCUUCAGAAAAAGAAGCAAAUCCACAUCCCCAAAAUGAUGCAAGACGAAGGGUACAAGACCCAGAAUGAGACACAAAGUAAGCCAGCUGAAAAUGUUGAAGAAAUCACGAUAGAAAUUAUACAGGAACAACUUGUGGACAAUUACCGUCCAGUCCAACCAGUGAACAACAGGCUUGUGUAUCGUACAUUUUCAUUCGAGCCCCGACGAGAAAUCCGCUACGUCGUACGAUCUGAGUCACAGGGAAACUUUGCUGCAUCCUCUGUGCCAUCCUUCAUUGUCAUUUUAACAUGCUUUUUACUUUCUGUGUUUUCAUUACGUAGAUAGAAACUUUAAGACAAUUGUUUAAUUAUGAUAAUAAGGAUAAAAAGAAUCUUAAGUUGAGAGACUGUAAAUAGAGAAUGUUUUUACUUUUAAUUUGGUUUAUACUUUUAUUUUUUGUCUUGCGUUUUAGCUUUAAAAAAUUCAAAAAAUCCCAUGCAAAAUUUUUCAUGCUAGUUUGAUUUUUUUAAAAAUUUAAUUUGAUAUCAACAGAAUUGUUUCUUUUUAAGACAUCGUUUUUCCAAUUAUUACAAUAACUAAGUAAAUUUAUAAAGUCAACACCCUAGUCAUGUUGUCAUCAAUUAAGCAGCUACAUUAGCUUCAUUUUGUAGAAAAUUUUGUGUGUAGAUAGACAAUUUUAUGUUUCUGUCAGGUUUUACAUAUAGAAUAUCAUCAUUCUCUUCAAUUAUGAGGUAAAUUCAUAUAAGAUAUUCAGUUCUGUUAAGCCAUGAGGAAGAGACAAUUUUCUGUGGGGAGCAUGCAAUGUACCUGGUCUGAAAACAGGAUAUUGGAUGGCAAAUGGAGCCAUAUAUAAUUCUAAUCUAGCGUUAAAUCUAGUAUGUUAUUGACAUGCACCAUGUAAACCAAUGGCCAUGCUUUUAUGCCUUUAAUAAGUACCUCAUUAACUUAUACAGAGAAGUAAUUAAGUUAAGAUGAGUUGAAUGAUCUUAGCUGACCAAUGAUCGCCAUUUGUACACUGGACGUUGACUUGAACAUAAUUUAUGUAUAUAUAUGGGAUUGCUUCCUUGCAAACAUUGGCCGUAGAAAAGAUGGGUUAAUUGCCUGUUUUACUUGCCUUCCAUUUUAAAUAGGUAGAGAAAAUGAGAUAAGCCAAAGGCAUGAUUUUCAAUUAAAAGUUUGAAUUUUUUGUGGAAUAGAAUGUUUGUGCAAUGUGUGUGUGUUUUUAUUAUUUUUUUAAUGUACCAAGCAAGAAGAUCUCUAUUUGCAUGCUUCAUGUUGGAAGAAAUGUUUUUGCACAAUUUUGUAUGAUAAUAUGUAGAAAUGUUUUCACCAUCCUAGUCUUGUUUUCUUUCUUGUUCAAUAAAAUAUUCAGGAAUAU